This is a messenger RNA of Aspergillus oryzae RIB40, 441 nucleotides long. RefSeq lists its product as uncharacterized. Lineage: Eukaryota; Fungi; Ascomycota; Eurotiomycetes; Eurotiales; Aspergillaceae. The coding region runs from base 1 to 441 and encodes 146 amino acids. The transcript is spliced from 2 exons. The record is from RefSeq and is a predicted model, not a curated record.
AUGACUAAGCUGCUAUCCGGCCUAUAUACGGCCUCGGGUAACCAUCUAGCUGCAGCAGCGUUGCACGAAUCUGCACUGGCCGAGCUUCUCAACAGUCAAACCGACCGCCAGGAAGGCGCCAUCGAGGCUGUUACACAGCAUCUAGAGCUGCUUCAACAUGCGCACGCCCGUCUUGCCAAGGAGGGCCAGACUGGUACCAUCGAUGCAGCGGCCGCACAAGAACGGGUGCAGCAGAUCGCCACCAAGUUCGGCCUUUCGUCGGAACAGCUCGAAGCGGUGACUGGUGCUGAUGAGAACGUUGGCGUGUGGGAGCGACCCCGUCGGUUCAGUUUGGAUGUCGAGGACCUGGAGACGCACCACAACAAUCUGAGACAGACCAGUGGAUCGGCAUUGUUGAAUGGCAAUGCCGGAGCCAAGCGCAUCUCUAUUAGUGCUUUUUAA